GACCCGAGGAGAACUUUUCUCUCUGCCGAGAUGAACAAGCUGCGGAAGCUUUUCCGAGGCAGCGGGCGAGCCUUGGCCUUCAUCUUCGCCGCCUCGGUGGUGUGGCUGCUCUUCGACAUGGCAGCGCUGCGCCUCUCCUUCGGCGAGAUCAACACCCGCGUCCUCAAGGAGGAGAUGGUGCGGCGGGAGAGGCUGCGCGGCUGGCGGGAGAAGAGCCUCGACGGCGCCCGACCAGGAGAGGAGCUCCGGGCGCCGCCAGGGGCGCUGCCAAGGGGCCUCGAGGAGGAGAAGGGACGCGGCGGCCCAAGCAAGAAGAGGGGGAAGCUGGGCGCC
Podarcis muralis (Common wall lizard) is the source of this 333-nucleotide messenger RNA. The record is from RefSeq and is a predicted model, not a curated record. NCBI's taxonomy places the organism in Eukaryota, Metazoa, Chordata, Lepidosauria, Squamata, Lacertidae.